Helianthus annuus (common sunflower) is the source of this 6849-nucleotide messenger RNA. RefSeq names its product protein TAB2 homolog, chloroplastic. The record is from RefSeq and is a predicted model, not a curated record. Bases 1577 to 2776 code for a protein of 399 amino acids. NCBI's taxonomy places the organism in Eukaryota, Viridiplantae, Streptophyta, Magnoliopsida, Asterales, Asteraceae. Gene Ontology annotation, molecular function: RNA binding. The transcript is spliced from 3 exons.
UAAAAACAAUGUUAUUUUAUUUGUUAUUUUAUUUAUGUUAUAAUGGGCGGUGCAUACUUUUACGACAUACAUUUUUUUUUCUUAACUUAAAAGCCAUUAUUCGUUUUUGUUUUUCAACUUCUGAAUUCCGUUCCAUUAAUUCAUUAACUUUACUUUGCAAACCUUUUUUAUCUAUUCAAAAUCGAACCUCUUUACCACUCACUAACUCGUUUUUUCAUGGAUGCCCUCCAACUGUUUGGUGAAAUGCCUGUGUUUAAUUUUUGGUUUUUACAUCCAAAUUUCGUCUCAACUUGAAUCGUGAUUUAUUUAGCCUUAAUGACAACUCCUUCUACGCCUUUGAGUGGCUCCUGGCCAUGUCCUUUUCGUAUGUUUCAUUGUUGCCCGGAUGGUGAAGUGGGAAAUAAGGGGAUUUCUCGGUUGAUCUCUCAUCUCAAGAGAUUGCACCUUUCUAGUGAUGAACGUAGAAGUGCGUUGCGUGAGGCUAUUUCUACGGACCAUGGGCUGUUCAAGAACGUAGAAGGUACUUUGAAGUUUUUUGGCCAAUGGAUGUGUGGGAAGUGUUUGAGUAUACAUGCAUUGAGUCGUGCAUGCCAUCACCCCGAUGGGCUUGUCCGUUUUACCAAUCGUGAUAAUGACAUAGAUAGCUACAUUAUAGGGAUUUCGAGGCCCUCUCCCAAGGCGCACGUGACCAACGUUCAUGAGUCGUUCUUGUUGGAUACCGUUCUACUAGAUCGUGUCUUUAAAGCACCCAUUGUCACCGUAAAGAGCAUCCCUCAUAGCUGUCGGUUGGUUUUCUCUCAGGCGUUGAAAACCGCUCUUUAUAAAGUGGUUGCCCAACCUAGAUCCGUUGAAGCGUGGGUUAGGUUGUUCCUUCUUCCUCGGUGCACUUUGCAAGUGGUCAGGCCAAAAAAUAGGCAAGAAAGAAGGUCUGGGAAUAGGAAGGCAUUGCAACAAAGAUCAAUUCUGAAUUCUUUAGCCACAUGGGGGAAAGAAGAUGGUAUUUUUAUGUUAGUUAAAAAUAUAUUUGAUAGUCCUACGGUGGGGUCUCUAGGUCCAAGAGGUGUUGAUAAUCCUGAGGAGAGUUCUGUUAGUAAUACCAAUGUUAGGCAGUGCCUUCGAAAGGUUGCCGAUGGCCACUUUACAGCUGCAGUGAAGGUGUUAUGUUCAUCCGGUGUUGCUCCGUACAAUGAUAAUACCAUACAGACUUUAGAGGCUAAACACCCGUACAGAGAACCUCCAUCUAUACCAGGUACUAUAUAUUCUGAGCCUCCCCUUGUAGCAGAGGUGGAUAGUGUUCUUUGCUGCAUUAGAUCGUUUCAUAAAGGAACCUCAUGUGGGAGGGAUGGCUUGAGGGCACAACACAUUUUGGAUGCUUUUUGUGGAGAGGGGUCUGCUAUUGCCACUGAUCUCUUAUGCGCUAUCACUGCGGUAGUCAACUUAUGGCUAGGGGAAAUGUCCAUCGUGUUUGGCAGAGUUUGUCGCGUCUGCUCCGCUUACACCGCUUUUAAAACCCGACAAUAGAAUUAGACCUAUUGCAGUGGGUACUAUAUGGAGGCGUUUGGUUUCUAAGGUUGCUAUGAAGGGUGUUGGUAAAGAAAUGACCAAGUACCUUAAUGAUUUUCAGUUUGGAGUCGGCGUGUCGGGUGGCGCUGAGGCCAUUUUGCACAGCGUCAGUAGGGUUCUAAGUGAACGUCACACUGAUGGGUCUCUUGCAAUGCUUACGGUAGAUUUUUCUAAUGCUUUUAACCAGGUGGAUAGAUCAGCCUUACUUCGGGAGGUCAGGAUGAGGUGCCCUUCUAUUUCUUUGUGGGUGGAAUUUCUAUAUGGGCAGCCAGCAAGAUUGUAUCUUGGAGAUGGGCACAUUUGGUCUACCACGGGAGUUCAGCAAGGGGACCCAUUGGGACCACUUCUUUUCGCGCUUGUUUUGCACCCCCUUGUGCAUCAGAUUAGAGACAAAUGCAAGCUUCUCCUUCAUGCUUGGUAUCUUGAUGAUGGGACUGUCAUUGGAGGUUCAGAAGAGGUGGCUAGAGUGUUGGACAUCAUUAAGGUGUCGGGUCCAGCAUUGGGUCUUGAACUUAAUAUUAAGAAAACUGAGCUAUUUUGGCCUUCUUGUGAUGGUAGCAAGUUUCGUGAAGGGUUAUUUCCUAAGGACAUCGGGAGGCCAUUAGUGGGGGUGAAGCUUCUUGGGGGGGCUGUUAGUAGAGACGCAAGCUUUAUUAGUGGGUUGGCAAAGAAAAGAGCUACUAAGGCAAUAGAUUUGAUGCGUCUUCUACCGAAAUUAGGUGACCCGCAGAGUGAACUACUCUUGCUUCGAUCCUGUAUGGGCAUUGCCAAACUUUUCUUUGGCCUAAGGACAUGCCAACCUGUACACAUGGAAGAUGCAGCGUUGUUCUUUGACAAAGGUUUGCGUGAGGCGAUUGAGGAAUUGGUGGUUUGCGGAGGUCCUUUCUUUGGAGACCUCCAGUGGCGACUGGCUUCUUUACCUAUUAGGUUUGGAGGUUUGGGGUUGUAUUCGGCUGUAGAGGCUUCAUCCUAUGCUUUUGUGGCCUCGAGGGCCCAAUCGUGGGUGCUACAGGACCACAUUUUAAGAGACAGUGGCAUAUGCGGUAUGGAUUCUGAUUAUGUUUGUGCUUUGGCUUGUCUUCGUGAUACGAUUCCAAGCUUUGACUUCAGCGGUUUCACUAAUAAGGACACCGCCCCCCUAAAGCCCAACAUGCAUUGGCGAGUGCUCUUUUUAGUAAAAUUGUCCACGAAAUUGAAGUACAGUUUGACUUGACCGUUAGACAAAGAGCCGUUUUUGAGUGUCUCCGAGCACCACAUGCACAAGAUUUUCUUCUUGCUAUACCUAUAGAUGGGUUAGGCCAGCAUAUGUCGCCGGUGGAGUACCGUACUAUUCUUAAGUAUCGCCUCAUGAUUCCUUUAUUCCCAGUUGAUGAGGUAUGCCCGGUUUGUCAUAAGGCGUGUUUGGAUUCUUUUGGUGAGCAUGCCGUUCAUUGUAAAGAGCUCCCGGGGUUCAAAUACCGACAUGAUUUGGUUAGGGAUGUCCUUUUUGACAUAUUCAGGUGCGCUGGCAUUUCUGCUAAGAAAGAGGCACCCGUUAAUUUCUUAACAGACCCGUUGGAAGGGAGAUCUACCCUUCGACCAGCUGACAUUCUGGUCUUUGGAUCGGUAGGAGGAAAACACGCAUGUGUGGAUCUAACAGGGGUUUCUCCGCUUGUGGGCUUAGGGAGUAGUGCUUUCACAGUGGGUCAGGCUGCUUUAAAGGCUGCUUCGGGUAAGGUGAUCAAGCAUGAGAAAGCAUGCCUUGACAACCAGCACGUGUUUAUCCCAUUUGCUUUUGAUACUUUUGGUUUUCUGGCGCCAGAGGCUGUGGACCUACUUAGUCGAGUUCAAAGGGUCAUGCAUAGUAAUGUUAUGACCCCGAGAUCUAUGGACGUAGUUUUUAAAAGGCUUAGUUUUGCUAUUCAAAAAGGGGUAGCGGUGCAGCUUGUAGCCCGUUUACCAACUAUCUCGAUGUAAAGUGAAACAAAUAUGAAAAGUCAAAUUCGAAUAAAAAAAAUUAAAGAACUAAAAAAAAAAAAAUUUGCUUAAGUGGCAUUAUUUCAUGACGAAAAUCAGGAUGAAGCUGGAACAACAGUGGUAAAAACAGUCGAACUUGAUGUAAUUCUCGGUGGGCGUGCAGUUCAAUAUAGGGAACCGCAGGGUUAUGAGUCUGAUAAGUUUAGUCUGAUAAGUUUUUGUCUUAGUUCAAACCUUGUAUUAUACCCCUUGAGGGCAGUGUUGCUUCUGGGUUUAAGGAAACCGAAGAAGAAGAAUUUUAAAUACGAUUAUACGCGUGCAAAGGAAAACGAGUUGUCAAGUUGAAGCAGGUGUGUGAACCCAUAUGUAUAUACAUGUGUGUGUGUGUAUGUUAAGGGCGUGUUUAUAUAUAUGUGUGUGAAAGUAUAAGUUGUGCUCUUUAUUCAGGUCCCUUUUUCUUGAUCCACAUUGAAUCACGAUGAUGUCUUUAUCUUGGUUCAAUAUUAGGCUAUGUGGAGGCAGGUUAUGUUUUUGUUAUGUUUCUUUUGGUUCUGUUGUUGUAUCCCAAUUUCCCCAAGCAUCUUGCUAUGGGUUCUGCUUUGUUUUUGGAAUUAUCAAAAUGUUCUUUGGCUGGCUAAAAAAGUAAAUGUGUCAUUGAUAAUCCAUAAUCUAGAGCCAGGUCUAUGAGUGGGUUAAAAUGUGGUUUAUUUUUAGCUAAUUACAUUUUGUUUUCUUGGGAAUUUUAGGUAAGAAUCAAUGGCAUCAUAGCAGAGGAAACUGAAUGUGUGCAGGGACCUAUAGAUCAGGGGUGUAGUCAAUCCAUAUAUAAAUUUAAUUUUCAUGAAUCAAUCCAUUCUUUGCGGUAUCGGUCAUAAAUUCAUGAUUGCCACAACUAAAUUUUAUUCUAAUUAUCUGCCAACUGAAAUGUGUAAAGAGACAUCUUGAUGCAAGAUGUCCAUGAGUUUAACUGUAGGAUUAUCAGUUUUGAUCAUGAUUAUAGUAAACUAGCAUAAGAUGUACAUUUGUGUUUGAAACUAUGCGAUUUCAGUGUCUAUCUCUUCUUAUUUGGCUGGAAGAAUGGUAUGAAACAGUAUAUAAACGGCAUCCUGGUUUCCGGAAAGGAUCUAAACCUCUUCUUGCACUCGAUAACCUUUUUCCAAUGGAUCUUCCCGACACUUUGUAUGGAGAAAAAUGGGCUUUUGUUCAGUUACCUUUUUCAGGUAAGUUCUUUAUUGUGUUUGAUACAGAUUGAUAUAAAAUUACUGUUAUUUUAAGUAAAAGAUUGUUGUGGAUUGGAAUCUAUUUCGGGGACUGGAGUACCAUGUUUCUGCAAAGAUUUGAAGGAACUAUUCUAUUAUGGUUUUUAUUAGUUGAAUAUAUCUUGAGAUGUUAAGGAGCGAUAGACGCUAGAAAAAUCAUUUGCCUUUUGUGUAACUAUGGAUUUCGAUUUACUGGGGAUAGAAAUCGAUGACAAUAUGCCGAUUCCUGGAUUAGCUGUUGCAUCUUCACGGGCAAGGCCGUUGGCAGGUUGGUACUUUAAUUCGAGGUGGCAACACCGAAGAAGCCACCUAUGCAACAUUGCAACAAUAGUAUGGUCAGCAACAAUAUCCGUCUCAAUGUAUGUCUUUCUGGUCCCCUUUUUUUGGUUUUUUGUUUUUGUUUUCAACCUAUUUACUUAUGAAUCGGUCGAUUCAUCAUUCAGAUUACGUUAUGUCUCUUAACAACUUAAAUAGGUAAUGUAAUAAAAAUAGAUUAAUGGAUAGAAAUUUUUUCCAAUGCAUAAAACCUCCUAAGAUGUUUAUUCAAAAGAUUAGAUUAUACUUGCAAUAUAAAUUGCACUAUUUAUUCACAAGAGUCCUUAUUUUUUAUAUAAAAAAUGUUUCUCACCAACUCAAGGCUCGGUGGUAACGUGGGUCGGGUACAAUCGAUGAUGGGAAACAGAUCUUUUUACGAUCUUGAAAAGAUUAUUGGGGUUGAUUAUUGUGAGAAUUUAUAUUGAUGAUCUGUUGGUUUUAAAGGUUUCAUGGUUUUCGGAUUGAGUGAUGGUUUCACUCUCUAGGCCUUAUCUUUUUUUGUUUCUCUCCUAGAAUUUUUUAUUCAUUGUUGGCGUUAGUCUCUGUAAUGGAGAAUAGAGGUCCAACAUUAUUUUGGUUGAGUUUUUUUUUUAAUUAUUAUUUAUUGGUCUGGCAUUUUUUUAGUUUGGCAUUUUUUUAGUGUAGUUGGAUCCAUAGAAUGUUAGUUGCUGCUUUUUUUUUCCACUUUAUACAUGCAAUAUAGAUAUUUUAAAAAAAGUUUCAAAUAAAACCAUCUAAGGUUGUGAUUUUAUGUUUGGAACCGAAUAAAUGUUUGCAGAAUAUAUAAAAGGAUAUGCACACUAUAGCAACUUUUAUUUGAGGGCUAAGGCUAUGGGGUAUGAGGGUGGUGGAUUAGAUCAUGGAUAUCCACGCAAGUGUCGGGACAUGGUUCUCGCGGUACACCGUCCCUUUCCCAAACCAUGGUGGUUAGCAUUGUUUAAUCCAUGGCAACUGUGACCCUCUUUCAAUUAAUUAGGGGAUUUUGAUUGGUGGGGGAGGAUAGUGGAUGAUCAUGCGGGUCAUGGUCCACCAUAUAGGAUGGUUUAUUAGGUUGGUAGAUGAGGGUGGGGUGACAUGGCGCUGACGUGGAGGAUGGUGGUGGUCAUUUGAGUCAUGACCACACCACAUACCCUACGUUUUGUAUAUGGCUUCAUUCAUAUAAUUUUAACUUUCACAACUUGAUUGGUUUUGCAGGGUGGAAUUCUUUGUUUGAUUUGUACCUUUGUGGGUAAUGAGUAUAAAUCUCUAUAUAACUUAAGGUGGUUGUGUCACGGCGUAGACAAACUACGGACGCGAGACAAUGGUGAUUAGCAAUGGUAGUUGCUCGGUUGGUUUAUUCGUAGAUGUUUAGAAUCUGUAUGAAUCGAUUACGGGGUUGUUUGGGAUGAAGGAAACAGUGGGCAUGAGUGAGUCAGUUCAGUCAAGGUUGGUCAAACUUGGCAAGAUGAUGGUUGUGUUGUCUUUAGGCGGCGUAGACGAACUACGGACGCCAAACAAUGGUGAUUAGUGAUGGUAGUUGCUCGGUUGGUUCACUCUGUACCGUUUAAGGGGUUGUUUGGGAUGAAGGAAACAAUGGGAAUGAGUGGGUCAGUUUAGUCAAGGUUGGUCAAACUUGGCAAGAUGGUAUGUGUCUUUAUUUUAUUAUGGGCUGAUACAAGUUUGUGAUGAAUGGCUUUGCUUCAUUUUUGUAUAUAUAAACAAAGUGUUGUAAUAUUUUUUUAUUAAUAAUCAACGUUAUAAUGUUUUUGUUUUUUUA